Talaromyces amestolkiae is the source of this 618-nucleotide messenger RNA. RefSeq lists its product as uncharacterized. Bases 1 to 618 code for a protein of 205 amino acids. The transcript has 3 exons. NCBI's taxonomy places the organism in Eukaryota, Fungi, Ascomycota, Eurotiomycetes, Eurotiales, Trichocomaceae. The record is from RefSeq and is a predicted model, not a curated record.
AUGCAGCUCUUUAACACUAUCUUCUCAGCACUCAUGCUCGCCGGAGCUGCCAUCGCAGCAUCUGAUGUGACUGUCCACGUCGUCCAAGUCGGCGCCAACGGCUCCCUUACUUUUUCGCCAGACAGUAUCCAGGCCAACCCCGGAGAAGUCGUUCAGUUCCAGUUUAUGGCAAAGAACCACUCCGUCGUCCAGUCAGCCUUCAGCUCUCCCUGCGUACCUAUCAACAGUGUCAUGUCAAACGUCACCGGCUUCCGCUCCGGUUUCAUGCCCGUCACAAACACUAUCCCCGUCUUUUCGAUCAUGGUCAAUGACACAAAGCCCAUUUGGGCCCACUGCAGCCAGACGGGACAUUGUGCAAAGGGUAUGGUCUUUGCUAUCAAUGCUGCUACAAAUGGAAGCAAGACGUUCGAAGCAUACCAGGCUUUGGCUUUGAAUUCUACUAACUCUACCUCGACUACCUCUACUGGUUCGACUGGAAGUUCAAGUGGAACUGCCAGCGGUUCUGCUGCGGCCGCGACGACGAGUGUUCCUACGGCUGGUGAGGGUGCAAAGCCAAUUGUCAACAUGGCAUUGCUUAUGCUUGUUGGUGUCUUUGGAUUGUUCUUCGUUGGGCUAUAG